Molecule: messenger RNA, 1948 nt
Organism: Cajanus cajan (pigeon pea)
Lineage: Eukaryota; Viridiplantae; Streptophyta; Magnoliopsida; Fabales; Fabaceae
Product: laccase-15
Biological process (GO): lignin catabolic process
Cellular component (GO): apoplast
Molecular function (GO): hydroquinone:oxygen oxidoreductase activity; copper ion binding
Source: RefSeq, a predicted model, not a curated record
AGAUAGAAAACCCCUCGUACAGAAAAAAGUUAUUCAUAUAUAACACACUAUAUUAGCAGUAGCAUUAUAUAUUGUAGGAGUUGCAUAACAUUUUCUUUCGUGAAAAUGUCGUUUGCCAAGAAACUGUUGCUCCAAAUUUUGUGUUGUUUUUCCUUGAUCCUUCUUAGUUCCCAAACACGGAGCCAUUACAGUUUUGUGGUGAGAGAAACACAGUAUACAAGACUUUGUUCCACAAAAAAUAUAUUGACUGUAAAUGGAAAAUUUCCAGGACCAGCUAUCAGAGUCCACAGAGGAGACACAAUCUUUGUUGAUGUUUACAACAAGGGCAACUACAAUAUUACUUUACACUGGCAUGGAGUGAAGCAAAUAAGGAAUCCAUGGACAGAUGGUCCUGCAUACAUCACUCAGUGCCCCAUCCAACCUGGAGUGAGAUUCAGACAAAAGUUGGUUUUUUCUACAGAAGAAGGAACCAUAUGGUGGCAUGCUCACAGUGACUGGGCAAGAGCCACUGUCUAUGGCGCUAUUUAUGUCUAUCCAACCAACAAUACUCCCAUCCCUUUUCCAAAACCGCAUGCAGAGAUUCCCAUCAUAUUUGGAGAAUGGUGGACGAGUGAUGUCAACGAGGUCUUCACACAAUUUAUGGAAACCGGAGGAGCUCCAAACACAUCUGAUGCUCUUACUAUAAACGGUCAACCCGGAGAUCUGUUCCCUUGCUCAAUGCCAGAAACGUUCAAGUUAAAUGUAGAGCAAGGCAAGACUUAUCAUCUCCGAGUUGUUAACGCGGCCAUGAAUCUCAUUCUAUUUUUCGCGGUUUCCCAACAUAAUCUCACUGUUGUUGGUGCUGAUGGAAUUUACACGAAGCCAUUGACAAGGGAUUUCAUUUGCAUUUCACCGGGACAAACAAUGGAUGUAUUGUUGCAUGCCAACCAAGAACCUAAUCAUUAUUAUCUUGCUGCAAGCGCAUAUUCAACUGGGGUUGGUGUUGCCUUUGACAACACCAUAACCACUGCUAGAGUUGAGUACAGUGGCAAUUACACUCCACCUUCAUCCCCUUCAUUACCUUCCCUUCCCAAUUUCAAUGACACACAAGCAGCUUUUGACUUCAUUUCAAGCUUGAGAGGCUUACAUGAGAGAUACCCUCGUCCAGUCCCAAUAAACAUCACAACUCAAAUAGUGACAACUAUUUCUGUUAACACUUUGCCAUGCCCCAAUGGCAGAACCUGCUUGGGACCAAAUGGAACCAUUUUCGCUGCUAGCUUGAACAACAUAAGUUUCCAAACCCCCAACAUUGACAUACUAAAAGCCUAUUAUAACCACAUCAAUGGGGUAUUCGAAGCGGGAUUUCCGAGAUUUCCACCGUUUCUAUUUAACUUCACCGGAGACUUUUUGCCUCUAACAUUGAACAUACCAAAGGAAGGGACUAAGGUUAAUGUGUUGAACUAUGGUGCAACGGUUGAAAUAGUUUUCCAAGGGACAAACGUUGUUGCGGGGAUAGACCAUCCGAUGCAUCUGCAUGGGUUCAGUUUCCAUGUUGUUGGAUAUGGGUUAGGGAAUUUCAACCGAAGCAAGGACCCCAUGAAUUUCAAUCUCGUUGAUCCUCCUUUCUUGAAUACAGUGAUUGUGCCUAUAAAUGGCUGGGCUGCCAUUAGGUUCGUGGCUACCAACCCUGGAGUAUGGUUUAUGCACUGCCAUCUAGAACGGCACCAAGCUUGGGGCAUGGAGACAGUGUUUAUUGUGAAGAAUGGAAAGCAUUCAAAUGAAACGUUACCACCACCGCCGUCAGACAUGCCCCAAUGUUGAAGAAUAUUCAUUCUAGAAUUUCUUUGUUCAGUGAAAUUUGAUAGAUUGAAAACAAUAAGUUAUACAUUUGUAUUACCGUAUCUUCUUUUAGUUAGAAGGAAUGCAUGUAUUGUGAAUUCGGAGAAAAAAGGUUCUGUACUUUGCUAUU